Molecule: messenger RNA, 531 nt
Organism: Helianthus annuus (common sunflower)
Lineage: Eukaryota; Viridiplantae; Streptophyta; Magnoliopsida; Asterales; Asteraceae
Exons: 1
Coding region: 1-531 (176 amino acids)
Source: RefSeq, a predicted model, not a curated record
AUGGAUCAAGUGAGGGAAGGUAUGUCUCCUUAUUAUAAGUGUUCUUGGGUGCCCGAGAAAUGCAAUAUAUUUGUGUGGAGAUCUAGGCUUGAUCGGAUCCCUACUAGACAAGCUCUAGCUAGGCGUAACAUCCAUAUUGUUUCGGUCGAUUGUGUGUUUUGUGGGGAAACGGCCGAAUCGGUGGACCACUUGUUUACGGCUUGUGAGAAAUCCAUGAGGGCGUGGAAUCGGUUUUGUGCGUGGGCUAAUAUCCCCCACAUCUUGGCGUUUUCUUUCGGUGAUCUAGUUGAUCAUUACAAGAGCUGCCCUGGGAAUAAGGAUUACAAAGAGGUUAUUAAGGGGCUUAUUGUCGUGGCUUGUUGGUGUAUAUGGAAAGCGAGGAAUGCGAAGUUUUUCUCGAGUAUGGAGAGUAGUUGGGGUGAGAUUUUUAGGGAGAUUAGGACUCUUGGCUUCUUUUGGUUAAAAAAUAGAUCGAAGCAUUGUAAUAUUGAAUGGAUAGAGUGGUGUAAAUCCCCGUUGUAUAUGUUCUAG